UAUGCUGAUCUUCAGCUUACAAGCUUCGUAAAUAUAUCCACUAUCCAUCUAUCCACCUAUCCGCUUAUCCACUAUUUUCCCCCAGCUCGAUCCGACUGAAACAUGGUCGACUUUAUCCCGUUGUCUAAAACAAGUUCCUUGCGCUGCCGCAACAAGUGUUGGUUAUGUUACGUUAAAUACAAUACAAUACCUACAACACAGUACAACAUAAUACUUACAGGCAUAAUACUUACGGGCAGUACUUUGCAAGUUAAGCGGGAAACCAGAUGGACGAGGACAUUCUUAUAAAGCCUAGAUGAUGACAUCGACGUCCGUAAUGGCCUUAACCAUAAAGAACCUCAACUCCGAUGCCUCGUUUCUCCUAUCCUUCGAACCUCUCAUCCCCGAAUUCGCACAGCAUCUCGUGGCGCCGAAGCCGUUUACAGUUCUCUUGGAUCCUUGGAUAACUGGUCCCUCUAAGGUCUUUCACUCUAAGAUCUCAAUUACAACUCACUUACACCCCGCGUGCGUAUCUUCACUCGCGGAGCUCCCCUCCCCGCCGGACCUCGUUAUUAUCAGUCAGCAUAAAACCGACCACUGCAAUGAAGCUACACUACGGCAGCUUCCCGCAAGAGGCUCAAAUACCAUCAUCCUUGCUGAACCGGCGGCGGCACGCAUAAUCAAGAGUUGGAAGUAUUUCGACCAGGAUAAGGUCCGGACGAUAGAACGAUGGGAGGACCCGAGGUUAACAGGGAAGCAAUCGGUCGUGAAAAUUCCUGUCCCGUCCGUAAUGCCCGGUGGUAAAGCAGGUGAGAUCACCGUCGGUUUCAUACCACAGAAACGCGACCUAGCUGGUUUGCACGGUGCCAUCGGCAUAACAUAUCGGCCCCCACCGACGCACGACUUACCACUUGGUAUUCCCACCAUAUCGAAACCGCCUUCGCCACCUGCUACCCCGAAUACGCCUUCUACGCCACGUUCAAACACGACGACACCUACGAAUAUCACAUCAGCCUCUAGCCCGUUCCUCCUCCCGCCCUCUCCACCCGUAUCGCCACACUCUCUACGCUCCGUCCAGUCCGCAUCGACUCUCUUCCCCUCGUCACCGCGCUCGGGUCCAAACCCUUCUUCCCUCCCGCGAUCCGUCUCCCAAAACCACCUCAGCCCCAUCAUCACCACCAUCAGCACCAUCACGUCCACGUCCACGUCCACGUCCACGUCCACGUCCACGGGUACGGUCCGUCCUAUCUCGGUGCUCUUCUCGCCCCACGGCAUCUCGUACGCCGACGUCGCGCCGUACGUGACGUCCCACCUCGUCGCCGAGGCGGCGCUCCCGCUCACUGCCCUCCUUCACUGCAUGGACAGCGUCUCUAACCCCUGGUGGCUCGGCGGCAACAUCUCCGCCGGAGUCCCCGCCGGGGCCGAGAUCGCCACGCGCCUCGGCGCCCGCGUCUGGCUCAGCGCGCAUGACGGCGAGAAGGAGGUCCGCGGCCUGGCGACGGGGUUGCUGAAGACGAGGCGCUGGCGACGGGAAGAGGUCGAGGGCGCUUUGGACGCGCGCGAGGAGACGAGGUCGAGCAACGGGUCGGAGAAGCUAGGUCAUGCGCGCAAGUGUAGUAGCGGCAGCGGCGGCGGUAUCGCGACGGAAGUCAUGCGCCUCGGCAGCGGCGAGGAGGUAGUGGUUUCUGGAAAUGGCUCGCUGUGGUGCUUACCGGAGAGUACGGCGGCCGCUGCGGACCAAUGGGUCGUUAGGGACGCUAAGGCCCGGCAGAAUGUUAGGGUCAAAAGCCAGUGUAGUCUGAGACCACCGAUUCAUGUGUCGGCUAGGAAAGAAGAAGUGUCUGGUGGUGGUGGUGGCGGUCUGAAGACUAAGAGGUCCUUCAGGGGCGUUUUUCCUAGGUUCAGGUCGGUGACUACUCCUACCUAAAGAAGGGAAACAAAAAAAACUCCUAACGGGUUUCUCUCUCUCUCGCUCGGUCUUUUGUUUGUUGUUUCUUAUGUUAAAGGGGAUAUGUAGGUUCAUAUUGGGUUCUAGCGCGUUUUAGGUGGUGGAUGUGUUUGUUUUAUUUUUUCUUUCAAGUGAUACCAAGGGCAAGACAAAAUUGGCUGCAAGUGAUAUUUGUUAAUCUGGCGGACAAGAUUCUACAGGUUGCAUCGUCAUUUUG
This is a messenger RNA of Daldinia caldariorum, 2144 nucleotides long. RefSeq lists its product as uncharacterized. Lineage: Eukaryota; Fungi; Ascomycota; Sordariomycetes; Xylariales; Hypoxylaceae. Bases 296 to 1906 code for a protein of 536 amino acids. The transcript is spliced from 2 exons. The record is from RefSeq and is a predicted model, not a curated record.